AUGAAGCGAAAUGCUGAAUCAUCUUCGAUGCCAUCGGAAAGAGAAGAAAGAAAGCACAUUCGAAGAGAUGAAUCAUCCUCCAAUCAAACCUCUUUAGAUGACAACAGUAAUAUAGACACUGUACGAGUUGUAUUUAUUGUUAAAAAUCAUUGUGAAGUGGAUUUGGGAUUGAAAUUUUCACUCGAUGGCAAACACUAUUCUUUCAUGACUGUUACAGUGAUGAAAAACGAAGAAAGGAUCAUCAAGCGAUUAAUUGAUAAGCAAUCAAAAGAAUCAACAUCCAUACUUGUGAAAAAGAAUGCCAUUGCUGAAGAUGACGAUGACAUUGUGAGCAAAGAAGUACUAGAUCAUUUAGGAACAAUUUCUGUCUCAAUAUUUCGAGUGGAAGUAAGAACAACCGCAUUGGAAACAUCUAAAGAGGCCAAUCCAUCCACAACGACUCCAAUUAAAAUUAAGGAAUCUAUGAGCAAAACUAAAGACUUGUCUGUGGCUCUUGGGAAGGGCCAACCAAAGCCAUUCGAGAAAACUCAAUUUGUUUAUCAUGAAAACCUCAAAACCAUAGAAUUUGUCUAUCACACAAAAUUAGGAUAUCUAUUCGAAUUGAAUAAGGUACACAAAGGUAUGCAGUACAAGCAACAAAAAGAACACAAUGAUCGCUCCUCUCAUGAUACAAAUGCUUCUUCUUUGCCAAAAGUUAAAUCGGAAUAG
Messenger RNA from Naegleria fowleri, 708 nucleotides. RefSeq lists its product as uncharacterized. The record is from RefSeq and is a predicted model, not a curated record. Lineage: Eukaryota; Heterolobosea; Eutetramitea; Acrasida; Naegleriidae. Bases 1 to 708 code for a protein of 235 amino acids. The transcript has 2 exons.